ACUACCCUUCAAAUUAAACUACACUUAACAGUAGCUACCUAGCCAGCCUACUCACCUCGAGAUCAACAAUGGAGCCUUCAGAAUAUGUCAUCUCCUCCUGCAUGUACUCAUGCUCCUUGGGCUCUACUUCCUCACCCUCUUCCUCCUCCUCCUCCUCAUCUUCCUCUUCCACCACCAAAUACACCAACCCCAUUAAACCCCUCGAUCUUUUCCCCGCCAAUGCUGUGGCGCCGCCAUUGUCGCCAUCCAUGGAGUGCCGCUACUCUUCGGUAGGCGCCACGUCGUCCAAGGAUGAUGACGUCACGGUGGCACUGCAGAUCGGCCUCCCCGGCGACCAUAACCCGAAUGAUCACGACAAGCUGGCGGGCCGUCGUCCCACGAAGAACGGUGGUCCAAAUGCUGACGUGUCCGCGCAGUACUGGAUACCGACCCACGAGCAGAUCCUCGUCGGCUUCACCCACUUCUCCUGCCAAGUCUGCUUCAAAACGUUCAACCGUUACAACAAUCUCCAGAUGCACAUGUGGGGCCACGGGUCGCAGUACAGGAAAGGUCCGGAGUCGCUGAAGGGGACGCAGCCGCCGCGGCUGAUGCUGGGGAUCCCGUGCUACUGCUGCUCCCCGGGGUGCAAGAACAACAUCGAGCACCCGAGGGCGAAGCCGCUCAAGGACUUCAGGACGCUGCAGACGCACUACAAGCGGAAGCACGGGGUGAAGCCGUUCGUGUGCAGGAAGUGCGGGAAGCUGCUGGCGGUGAAAGGGGACUGGCGGACCCACGAGAAGAACUGCGGGAAGCGGUGGCUCUGCGUCUGCGGCUCCGACUUCAAGCACAAGAGGUCGCUCAAGGAUCACGUCAGGGCAUUUGGUUCGGGACACGGGGCCUUCGUUUCGUCGUCGUGUAAUAAUGGGAGCGCGGGGGUGCUGGAUCGGAUGAUGGUGCAUGAUGAUGAGAUGAUUGCUUCUUCUUCUUCUGAUGUUUGAUUGUUAUGUAUGUACGUAGGGCAAGUGCUUGAGGACUAGAUAUGUAGAUGUGAUGUAGUAGCAAAUUUGUGUGUUGAGUAGCCAAUCAUGUGAACCUAUAUGUGUGUGCUUGUGCUAUAUGUGAACCUAAUGGCACAUACUUUUAAUUCACAUGCUUAAUUAUUAAUUAGAGUGUAAAAGAAGGAAACUAAUUUCUAGUUGGGAUCAUAUUCACAGGAAUUUUUCCAUAAAUCACCUGUAAUCGAGAGAAUUUUCAUAUCUUCUUUAUGGAAAAAUUAAUGGACCGAAAAAAAAUAUGACAAGAGAAUUAAUUCAUCUCUUUGUGGUCUUUUUAUGUUUAUUAGUCACCAUAAAAAAUAUGACAAUUUAUCCUUGGUAAAAAUUUCUCACCUUUAUUUUGGUUAGUAUCAGUAAAUAAAGUGUGGUUAGAAAG
Messenger RNA from Linum trigynum, 1410 nucleotides. Lineage: Eukaryota; Viridiplantae; Streptophyta; Magnoliopsida; Malpighiales; Linaceae. The record is from the annotation of a GenBank genome assembly.